This is a messenger RNA of Fusarium keratoplasticum, 1803 nucleotides long. Its product is annotated as Ferric oxidoreductase domain-containing protein. NCBI's taxonomy places the organism in Eukaryota, Fungi, Ascomycota, Sordariomycetes, Hypocreales, Nectriaceae. The transcript has 2 exons. Bases 1 to 1803 code for a protein of 600 amino acids. The record is from RefSeq and is a predicted model, not a curated record. Gene Ontology annotation, cellular component: plasma membrane.
AUGUCGCGCCUUAUCCCAAAUCUCGCUGUCUUCCUCGUCCCCGUCGUGCUUGGGGCAGUCACAAUUGGUCUGACAUAUGCGCCGUGCUACGCUACCGUAUGCCCGGAAGACUACCUCGACAAAGAAACAAAGUAUCACUUGGCCAUAUUCUACGGCAUGGUCCUGGUCCUGAGUUUUGCACUCUACCUGCGGUCAUCGUCUCGCUCUCUUCUUGCUCUAAGUAGUCAUCGGUCUUCAGCUAAGCUUCCGCUUCUUCGCAAGUAUGUCACUGUUGGGGGCGUUGCCAUCACAAUAUUCAUCGCUGCGGUCACACUGGCUACGGCUGCCCUCUGGUGGCCCGCUCUCUGGAAAUAUUGGGGCGACAGAACAGACCCUUUGGACUGGGACUCUGCCAAGAUUCGUCUCACUGUCACUGGCGUAACAGGCCACUACGCCGAUAUUCUCCUGGGCCUGUUGAUCAUACCAGUCUCGAGGAACAACUUGGUGGGGCGAGCCUUCAAGUUACAUCAGAGCACGUUGCUGUUCACUCACAAAGUGGUUGCAUACCUCUUCUUGCUGGCAGUGACGGCUCAUGGAGUUGCUUACGCUAUGUAUGCGCUCGACCCUUCUAGCGACGACGACGAGAGGAAAAACGAGGUCUUUAGUACCGGAAAUCCGACCAUGACCCUUAAAGAGAGCAAAGGGCGGAGCGAGUGGUACACCACUACCACCUACAACGGCGCGGCUGCAUUCGUCGUCAUUAUCAUCAUCACCAUUACCGCCUCUGCUUGGAUCCGAAGACGCAGCUACAACUUCUUCUAUUACACCCACGUCGUGUGCAGUAUUCUCAUCUUCAUUGGGGCCAGUAUACACGCUAGCACCGACUUUUACCUUCUGUUGCCUGGCUUGUGCCUGUGGGUUGUCGACUGGGCUUAUCGACUAUUCCGUGGAGAAGGCGGCGGGUUGCAUGAAAAGAUCAACGCGACGUUGGAGAACGCGGGAGAAGGCUGGUACAGGCUGUCGCUUCCUGUUGUCACCCGUAGCAUGAAAAGCUAUGAUGAAAUCCCGGAGUCUCACGCCGAAACCGGCAUGUUGUCUCUCACUCCUCUCAAAACCUACUAUAUCAACAUUCCCUCGGUCAGCAAGCUUCAGAACCACGCCUUCACAGCGGCCGUCCCAGCUUCCAGCACCUCAGGACCAGUCUUUCUCUUUCAAAGAGCGGGCAAGGCAUCAAAGAAGAGUCAAAAGGAGUGGACAUGGAAGGUCGGGGCGUUGGUUCCCCAUCCAAACGACUUUACCACGUUAGAAGUGCGGCUGGAGGGUCCGUAUGGGCCGCGAGACACAAAAUUCCAACAAGCUUCUCACAUCAUCUGUGUUGUGGGUGGGACUGGAGUCACGGGUGCCUACAGUCUCGUCACUUGGUGGUUGAGGUUUCGAGCGCAGGAUACCAACAGCAGAUUCACUCUUAUCUGGGCUCUUCGACACAGAGAACAAGUGAAUGUCAAUGAGUGGCUUCAUCUUGAAGAAACAGCGGCAUCGGUUCCGAAUCUGACACUCAUCACUCAUAUCAGCUCCGCUGAUGGCAGGAUGGACCCGGACAAGCUGGUCCGGCAGUCUCUUACCCUCGAUCGCAUUUCGAGUGCAUUUCCUGCUGAUGGGCGACAAGCCAAAGAGGCCACUGCCUGGAUUUAUAGCUCAGGUCCGGAUGCUUUGAUCCGAGCGACAGAAGCGGCUUGUGUGAAGAUAAGACAUGAGAUCAGGGAAAUGAGCGGCGAAUCCCACAUCAAAGAGAUUGACUGGUACAUGGCCAAGUGGGAGGUUUAG